AAAAAAGCACGCGACCUUGGCUGGAUGCGGCGGCAGGGCGAAUCUGCUCAGCGUGGGAUAACCCCACGCUUACCACCAUCCCUUUCCCCAUUCCUCACUCUCUCCCGAGGAAACCCCACCGCUCUCCCUAAGCCAAACCCCUAGCCAAGGCUAAAGCAGAGGAGCGCUAGUUCAGCCGCGAGGGCCAGGAGCUUCCUUCCUCUCCCCAUAGAUCUCGGCGCAGAUCCUCUGACCUGGCUGCUCGCGCUGCCGAUCUGCCGAUGGCGUCUAAGGCGAAGCUCGGCGAGCUAAUGUGGGAGCACAGGCUGCGUGCGGCGGCCGUGGUGGCGUUCCUCGCGGCCGCUGUGGUGUCGAUCUCCGCCGUCGGCCCCAGGCUCAGCGCCGUGGUCUCCUUCUUCUGGCCUCUGCUCGUCUCCACGGCCUUCUUCCUCGUGGCCAUCACCGUGCUGCUCCGGAUCUCGCCCCCACCCGCCGGCGCCGACGAAUCCGGCAAGGAUCUGAUCGACUUCGUCGCCGGGUGCCGCCCGGAGCACCUCGUCCCGCUCCCGGAGGCGUCCACCACCGUGGAGGUGCCGCCGGAGCCAGAGAUCUAGAUGCCGGAGGAGAGAGCCCAGGAGGGAGGGAGCACGACGCCGGGCGGCAGCGAGAUGACAUUGUGCGCCGAGGGUGUGGUUCGGGAGGGACAUGGGCCGAGGGUAACCUGUAUGGGCAUCCAGGAGUUGCGGGCCGGGCGCCCCGGCGUACGGUGGUGCGGCCGUGGUUCGGUAGCGUAGGAUCCUCCGUGUCCGUGGCCUGGUGUACAAUACCAUGUUUCAAUAAAGAUGUCGCCCGUUCGGCGCAUACAAUUGUAUUAUUAGUGGGUCUGCUUUGUUCAUCUCGUAUUUUGUUCCUUUUUCAAGUCGAGGUCUCUGAACUCGCUCUGGAUGCCGCGAGCCCAAUCUAGCUUAAUUAAAACCAACUUCCUCUUGUUUACAUCUGCUCUUUCUGAUUGUAACCGCAUACCAUGAGCACAUUAGAGCAUCUCCACCAGAUGAGAAAACUGGCUCCCAAAACCAAAUACCUUCUUUUUUCUCCUCCAAACACCUCCACUAGCACCCCUAAAGCACUUUACAAUGAGUAAAUUUUUUGGGAGCGAGAAAAAACCUCUCUCCUCCCCCUCCAAAUAGGGAGCCAACACCCUUUCUCCUCCUCCGCGCGAACUCCAACCGCCGAUCCAACCUCCCUCGUCCUGGCUGCCGCCGCCAAAUCCGCGCCGGAGCCACUGGGCGGAGGUCCCCGCUGCCGCCCCCGACUACCCCAACCCCCCCCACCGUCUCGGCCCUGCAGUUCUCCGGUGCUCCGCCGUCCGAAGGCAAGGCCACGAAGCCUGCGGCCGCCGCCAAAUCUGCGCCGAGUGCCGCCUCCUAGAGGCUCGCCGCCGCCCCCGACUCCCUCCCCCGGUGCCAUCUCUCCCGACCGCGCCCUCCUCCGAAGAUGACUUCACUUCUUCUUCAAUUUUUUGAAGAGCAAUUGUCAGAGGAUGAACAAGAAAUAGAUGACGAUGAGGACGAUUUGCUUGCACUCAUGCUCACGGACAAGGAGAUGAUGAUGAAGAAGAAGCAUGGUGGUUCGAGGUCGGGCAAACAACUGAUUCAUCGGAGAAGACAGGAAGCUCAACGCCGUCUCAUCCUCGACUAUUUUGCUCCAAUCCGGUAUAUCCAUCUCGAUACUUUAGGCGUCGGAAUAGGAUGCAUAGAGAUUUGUUUCAGCGUAUUGCCGAUGCCAUUGUUGUCCAUGAUUCGUACUUUGUGCAAAAGAGGAAUUGCACUGGAUUACUUGGCCAUAGUACUUAUCAGAAGAUGACAGCGGCAAUGCAUAUACUUUGCUAUGGUGUGACCGCUGAUUUGAUUGAUGAUCACUUGGCAAUGGGAGAAAGUACAGCCAUCAAGUGUUUGAGGCGCUUUGUGAAGGCCAUAGUUGGGAUCUUUGGGGAGGAGUACUUGAGAGCACCCAAUGCACAAGAUAUCGAGCAUCUUUUAGCAAUGAACAAAGAUAGAGGUUUUCCAGGUAUGCUUGGUUCAGUUGAUUGUAUGCAUUGGAAGUGGAAGAAUUGUCCUACAUCAUGGCAUGGACAGUUCACAGGACAUGUGCAUGAUCCGACCAUUAUUCUUGAGGCAGUUGCAAACCAAGAGACUUGGUUUUGGCAUGCUUACUUUGGGAUGCCCGGUUCUUGCAAUGAUAUCAAUGUGUUGCAUAGAUCGCCUCUCUUCUCUAGAAUGGCAAGAGGAGAAGAUCACCCUGUUGAGUUUGAAGCAAAUGGCCACAAGUACACCAUUCCCUACUACCUUGCUGAUGGCAUAUAUCCAGCUUGGUCUACAAUUGUGAAGCCAAUAUCAAAUCCCCAAGGUAACAAAAGGAUUCACUUCACAAAGGCUCAAGCUGCUGCUAGGAAGGAUGUGGAGCGGGCAUUUGGGAUCCUUCAAUCCCAAUUUGCCAUUGUGCGUGGACCAGCUAGGUAUUGGGAUCAGAAAACACUUUGGUACAUCAUGAAUGCUUGUGUGAUCAUGCACAAUAUGAUUGUGGAGGAUGAGCGUGGUGGGGUGUUCGACUAUGUGUAUGAGAAGAUGGGACGGAUGGUGAAGCCACGGAGAAAUGAAGAUCGCAUCCAGAGGUUCCUCCAAGUUUAUCGAGAGAUCGAAGAUAGGGCGACACAUGAGCAGCUUCGUGAUGACCUUGUUGAGGAGAUGUGGAAUUGGCAUGGGCGACAUCGUCAUGAUCGAUUUUCAUGUAUAUUUUCUAUGAAGUGCAUUUGAACUAUGUUUAAAUUUUAAUUUGAACUAUGAAUUUGUAUUCGAUGGAUUUGGUAUGUUUGGUUUGUCAUAUGUUGAAAUGUCUAGUUUAUUUGAGGUGAA
Messenger RNA from Brachypodium distachyon (stiff brome), 2891 nucleotides. RefSeq lists its product as uncharacterized. The coding region runs from base 261 to 593 and encodes 110 amino acids. The record is from RefSeq and is a predicted model, not a curated record. The transcript has 2 exons. NCBI's taxonomy places the organism in Eukaryota, Viridiplantae, Streptophyta, Magnoliopsida, Poales, Poaceae.